Messenger RNA from Neurospora tetrasperma FGSC 2508, 1678 nucleotides. RefSeq lists its product as uncharacterized. The transcript is spliced from 2 exons. Gene Ontology annotation, biological process: dephosphorylation. The record is from RefSeq and is a predicted model, not a curated record. NCBI's taxonomy places the organism in Eukaryota, Fungi, Ascomycota, Sordariomycetes, Sordariales, Sordariaceae. Gene Ontology annotation, molecular function: phosphatase activity. Bases 1 to 1614 code for a protein of 537 amino acids.
AUGACCUCUCUCACUCCCCGUCCUCCCUACACGGACGAUGAACUCAACAAGCUCUACCCACCCAGCCUCCAACUCCAGCAGGUCCAGAUCCUCAUGCGCCAUGGCGAACGUACCCCCGUAACCGCCCGCUUCCAGAACGCCGGUCUCAAGCCCUUCUGGCCCUACUGCGCCAGCGUCCGCCAGCUGAGGUCGAUAAUGCUCGACUACAACGGCGAGAACAAACCCAAGGACCUGGCAAUGCCAACAACAACCGGAAAGCCCUCCUUCCACACGGUCGAAUGGAAGCGCCGUCUCGAGACCUUUGGCCACAAGGAUGAGCCCGUGGUAGCCAAGGGGCCCGGCCACGAAAUCGACGAUAUUUGCGACUUUGGCGCCCUGACGGACCUAGGCCGCCAGUCCACCUCGCGCCUCGGCAUGCGCCUCCGCAAGCUCUACGUUGACCGGCUUGGCUUUUUGCCCGAAACCAUCAGCUCCACCGACGACUUCUACCUGCGGUCGACUAACGUGCCCCGCGCGCUCGAGUCCAUGCACCAGGCCUUCCAGGCCUUGUACCCGCCCUCCACGCGCGAAGCCGAUCCGGAGACGGGCAAGUUUCCCGUACCCACCGUGCUGACCCGGGGCCCGGGAGACGAGACGCUCUACCCCAACGACGGCAACUGCCGCCGGUUUGCGGCACUCUCGCGGGCGUUCGCCCAGCGCGCGGCAGACAGGUGGAACACCUCCGACGAGAUGGAGUACCUGAACAAAGUCUACGGCAAGUGGAUGCCGGCUAACAGCCCGCGCGUUGCCGUCGACUCGAGGCCGCGUCUGUCGGGCAUCAUGGACACCGUGAACGCCAGUCUGGCGCAUGGUCCGGAAACCCGGCUUCCAGAGGGGUUUUAUGACCAUAAGGCCCGCAAGCUCUUGGAGAGAAUUGCCAGUGAUGAGUGGUUCGCGGGUUUCAACGAGUCGCGCGAGUAUCGCAUGUUGGGAAUCGGUGGGUUGUUGGGCGACAUCGUUGAGCGCAUGGUCAGCCGCGCUGAGCACACACAUUCUUCACAUCCCGUCAAUACCGAAUCAGCCACCUCGGACCCCUCAGGCCCUGGCAUCAAGUUCGGUCUGUCGGGGUGCCACGACACCACGUUGGCGGGAAUGCUCUCCAGCCUAGGCGCGUACGACAGCAGCAGCUGGCCUCCGUUUACUAGCCACAUCGCUAUCGAGUUAUUCCGUAAGGCGGAUAGUACUAGCUCUCCUGCAGACCAAAUUUCUGCAGUAACACCCCCCGCCAAGCGUGGCUGGUGGGAGUCCAUGUUCUCCGGCAGCGCUGGUCGGAAUAAGAACCCUCCGGGGUCGGGCAUCGGCAGGAAAUCCUCCGAGUACCUGACCUCGUCUGAAAAAUCCAAGCUGGACGGCUACUACGUUCGCAUGCGGUACAACGACGAGCCGGUGACGAUUCCGGGGUGCAAGACGCCUGGGAACCAUUUGGAGGGGGACGAAUCAUUUUGCACUUUGUCCGCCUUCAAAUCAAUAGUCGACAAAUUCACUCCCCAAGAUUGGAAGCAGCAGUGCCGAAUGAACUUGGGCCAGCCGGCUACGCCUCCUAGUGGUGAGCCGGAGUGGGCUGGUCAUCCUUGAACAUGUGUCUUUUAAGGCAAGCUAAGAGUUGGCAGGACGAAGGAAGGGAGGGAUAUAGAAAUAG